GCGAUAGUAUCGCAGACACCUGUCACGCGGCCAUCACUAACACCAACUGCUAUUGUGAACUAACAAUUGUCACUUUUCCGCACGAAAGUUAGCAUUUGCCAAGGAAAAAAAGAUGCUGUCGCAAUCCCUGCUGAGUGGCAUGCGUGUCCUGCGCACAGAGGCGCGCCGUAACUUUGGAAUCGUCGCCCCCGCCCUGAACAAGGCCUCCGAUCCCAUCCAGCAGCUGUUCCUGGACAAAGUGCGCGAGUACAAGCAGAAGAGCGCUGGGGGUAAGCUGGUGGACUCCAAUCCCGACAUUGAGCGGGAGCUGAAGACCGAACUGGACCGUGUGGCCAAGCAGUUUGGCAGCGAUGGCAAGACCGACAUGCUGAAGUUCCCCGAGUUCCAGUUCCCCGAUGUUAAGGUGGACCCCAUCACCCAGGCACCGCAGUAGAGAUCGCUCCUCGCGAAUGAGUUAGUGUAAUUGCUUUAAGUUCAGCUGCCCACGAAAACGCGGGCGCGUCAACAAAAAUCAAUAAAAUCGGGAAAACAACAAGCGACUCGUACGAGAAACCCAUUAAAA
This is a messenger RNA of Drosophila erecta, 562 nucleotides long. RefSeq names its product ATP synthase-coupling factor 6, mitochondrial (gene ATPsynCF6). The coding region runs from base 113 to 433 and encodes 106 amino acids. Gene Ontology annotation, biological process: proton motive force-driven ATP synthesis. The record is from RefSeq and is a predicted model, not a curated record. Gene Ontology annotation, molecular function: proton transmembrane transporter activity. The transcript is spliced from 3 exons. Lineage: Eukaryota; Metazoa; Arthropoda; Insecta; Diptera; Drosophilidae.